Messenger RNA from Onychostoma macrolepis, 978 nucleotides. RefSeq names its product carcinoembryonic antigen-related cell adhesion molecule 6-like. The record is from RefSeq and is a predicted model, not a curated record. Bases 69 to 896 code for a protein of 275 amino acids. The transcript is spliced from 6 exons. NCBI's taxonomy places the organism in Eukaryota, Metazoa, Chordata, Actinopteri, Cypriniformes, Cyprinidae.
CUGACACUCUACAAUACAGUGACAUAAAAUAUCCUCUGUAAGGUAUAUAUCUGAAACAGUGAACUGAAAUGCUGAAAAUUAUUCUGCUGCUUCUGCCAGGUGUUGUCAGUGCUGAGUGGAAUGUGAAUUAUCCUCCUCCGAUCUGUGCUGCGAGGGGAUCCGAUGCCACUAUUGGCUGUAAUUUUACAUAUCCACAGGGGCAACAAGUUCAGAAACUGCUAUGGUGUUCAAUGACAUCAAACCAUGACAAGUGUUAUAAUAAGCCAUAUGUUUAUGAUAGUGAAGCCAACAAUAAUCAAAGCAACUUUCAGUACAUUGGAGACAAAACCUCAGAUUGUUCUCUUUUGAUCAGUAAUAUUAAUCAAACACAUUCUGGAGAUUAUAAAUUCAGAUUUAUAACCAGUGAGCACAGUUGGACAGGUAAUCCUGGAGUGAACAUUUUAGUACACGAUUUAAGAGUGUCCAUGAGCAGGUCAAGAGAAAAUGGAAGCACAAUAGUUGGAGACUCUUUGAAUUUGACAUGCACACUCAAGUGUGGUGAUUUAGCUGAGGCUCAGUGGUUUAAGAAUGGUGAUCUGAUUCAACAGUCAGACCCUGUCCUCACCUUCAGCAGAGUAACUGCUCAAGACUCUGGGAAUUACUCUUGUUCUUUGAGAAACUUUAAAACUACUGUAUCUGAAGAAUUUACCAUUUACAUUGAAGAUGUUGCCGGGUCCCCAGCGGUUCUGAUUAUUGUGGUGUCUUUUUUCUCACUUGUUUUCAUCGCUGCAGCUGUGAUGCUUAUUAGUAGAAAGAAAGUAAGCAAAUCAAUGGAAGAAAGAGAAGAAGCGCAGGAUUCCCUUUACAGCACUCUUCAAAAAACUGCUGACGCAGUCUACUCAACCAUCACAAACUGAAAACAAGCCGAGGAUGGACUGCAGGAAGUGUAAUAUGCUUCAAAUGUGAGCAUUCAAGACACACAUCACUCUGGACAAAUUU